AUGGGUGGCGCGAUGCAGGAGAACUACCUGUGCACAAUUGCCGAGAAGCUCCCUUCCAAUCCAUUCCCACCGCCAGCCGCUACAAUGUCGGCGGAGCCGGCGUUCACCACGUCCGCCAUCGUCGCCAGCACGGCGUCCGCCUCUCACGUGCUCAAGAUCGACGGCUACUCGCGCACCAAGGGCCUCGCCGUCGGCGUCCACCUCCGGUCCUGCUCCUUCCACGUGGGCGGCCACUCCUGGCACCUCGCCUACCUCCCCAACGGCGACUGCGUCGAGCGCUCCGACUACAUCUCCAUAUACCUGGUCCUCGACGGCACCGCCCCCGGCACCGCCGGCGGCGGCCCCGUGCUGGCGCAGUUCUCCAUCAGCCUACUCGAUCGCGCCGGCAAGCCGGCGCCAACCUACACCAGGACUGGCACGACGAACCAGUUCAGCGCCCCCGGCGCGCACUGGGGCUUCCCCGGCUUCAUCCGGAGGGAGGUGCUCGAGAAGUCGAGGCACCUCAACCUCAAGGAUGACAGCUUCUGCGUCCGCUGCGACGUCACCGUCGUCACCGAGUUCCGCGCCGAGGACGCCGCCACCAUCGCCGCCGAAGCCGCCGCCGUCCCCGUGUUCGUCGGGGUGCCGCCGUCGGACCUAUCGCGGCACCUCGGGCACCUCCUGCUCAACGAGCAGGGCGCCGAUGUGCGCUUCCGCGUUGACGGCGAGGACUUCCCCGCGCACCGGUGCGUGCUCGCGGUGCGCUCACCGGUGUUCCAGGCCGAGCUCUUCGGCACCAUGAAGGAAGCCUCCUCCGAGGCGCCAUGCGUGGAGAUACAUGACAUGAGGGCUGAUGUGUUCAAGAACCUGCUGCACUUCAUGUACACCGACUCGCUGCCGGAGCCUGAAGAGCCGCACGAUGAGGAAGCCCUGAUGGCUCAGCACCUACUCGUGGCUGCAGACAGGUAUGACAUGGAGAGGCUCAAGUUGAUCUGCGAGGACACUUUGUGCAGGCACAUCGAGGUGAGCAAUGCAGCAACCACUCUGGCGCUUGCUGAACAGCACCGUUGCCAGGGGCUCAAGGACGCUUGCUUCCAGUUCCUCAAGACUCCUGGGGCACUAAACGCUGUCAUGGCAACUGAAGACUUUGACCAUCUCGCCGUCAGCUGCCCGUCCCUCAUCAAGGAAUUGAUGUCUAAGCUUGCUGCCCGUUGA
Messenger RNA from Setaria italica (foxtail millet), 1194 nucleotides. RefSeq names its product BTB/POZ and MATH domain-containing protein 2. Gene Ontology annotation, biological process: protein ubiquitination. Lineage: Eukaryota; Viridiplantae; Streptophyta; Magnoliopsida; Poales; Poaceae. The coding region runs from base 1 to 1194 and encodes 397 amino acids. The record is from RefSeq and is a predicted model, not a curated record. Gene Ontology annotation, molecular function: protein binding. The transcript is spliced from 2 exons.